Molecule: messenger RNA, 861 nt
Organism: Penaeus indicus
Lineage: Eukaryota; Metazoa; Arthropoda; Malacostraca; Decapoda; Penaeidae
Product: RNA exonuclease 5-like
Exons: 7
Coding region: 1-861 (286 amino acids)
Cellular component (GO): nucleus
Molecular function (GO): nucleic acid binding; exonuclease activity
Source: RefSeq, a predicted model, not a curated record
AUGCCCACUGUGACAGUCAGCUCUCCAUUGUUUGGUGUUGAUUGUGAGAUGUGCCUCACAUCUAUAAAGCAAUUAGAACUUACUAGUAUUUCUGUUGUUAAUGAACAAGGAAAAUUAGUGUAUCACACACUUGUGAAACCACAAAACCGUAUCAUCAACUACUUGACAAAAUAUUCAGGAAUCACUGAAGAAAAACUUCGAUAUGUUAAGAAAACACUGAAAGAUGUUCAUAAUGAUCUGCGCAAUAUAUUGCCUAAAGAUGCUAUUCUGGUGGGACACUCACUCAAUUCAGAUCUCAAGGCAAUGAAGAUGAUGCAUCCUUAUGUAAUUGAUUCAUCACUGAUAUACAACCUGACCCACUGUAGAAAACGUAGGUCGUCACUGAAGUUAUUAACAAAAUUGUACCUAAAGAGAGACAUCCAGGAGAAUACAAUAGGGCACGACCCAAGUGAAGAUGCUAAAGCCUCACUUGAACUUGUUCUGCACAAACUGAAAUAUGAUAUUGCAUAUGGUGAUGUCAUCCAGGGUGCAAAGAUCAUUCAAAGUCAGCAUGAAGUAGAUAUAGAUUCUGAGAAACAAGAGGACACAUAUAAAGAGAAUGAACCAUUUAGUACUGCAGAAGAGGGAAGUCCACAUGCAUAUGCAUAUAGUAUAUUUCAGGUAUCUGUGAAGCACUUAGUCACCAGGAAAGCAGUUUGUAUUUUGAGUUCCUACCCCAAGUGUCGAGACAUAGGCACCACUAACUCAGCUGUCAACAAACCCCUUCCUCACAUCAUAGACUUGCAAAGCAUUAUUCACAACUGUGACAAAACCAGUCUUGGACAACAUGGCUUGGUUGGAUGGAGUUCUUGUCCUGAAUAA